UGCAUAAGCACACCAUUCCUUUUUACUGAAUCUUCAGCUCUGUCUGCAGGGAAGAUGUCUGACGUCCGCGCCGCGAGGAAACGGCAGCAGCUGAACAACCUGGUCGCCAUGGUGACGGAGCUGGCCCGACCGGGGGACACCGUGGUAGAUUUCUGCAGCGGAGGGGGCCACGUCGGGAUCGUUCUGGCUCACACGCUGCCCGACUGCCAGGUGAUCCUGAUAGAGAACAAGGAGGAGUCUCUGGUUAGAGGGAAGGUGAGGAGUGCUGAACUGGGCCUGACCAACAUAGGCUUCAUCCAGGCCAACCUGGACUACUUCACUGGACCCUUCCACAUAGGGGUGGCCCUCCAUGCGUGUGGCGUUGCGACAGACAUGGUGGUAGAGCAGUGUAUCCAGGCGGGAGCGACCUUCGUGGUCAGCCCCUGCUGCUACGGCUUCAUCCAGAACACACUGAAGUUCACCUUCCCCAGGAGCAAAAGGUUUCUGGAGACACUGAGUUACAAGGAGCACAUGAUCCUCUGCCGCUUCGCAGACCAGACAGCUGUCCAGCUGCCUUCAGAACGACGCUUAAUAGGUAAACAGUGCAUGGGCCUGGUGGACCUGGACCGCUCCUGGGCAGCGGAGACUCAUGGGUACUCUGUCAGGGUGAUGACCAUGGAGCCAGACAGCUGCUCCCCCAAGAACAACAUGCUGGUGGGUGUUGCUGGAGGCGGGGCUGGAGGGGACAACUAUGCCACACAGUAAACCAGAGGCAUGUUCAGUUGGCACCCAAAGGAAGGUUGAAAAACAAAAGGAACUACCUCGACUUGUCCAAUAAGAAGACAGAUUUACGUUUGUUGUUGAAAAAUGGUUUGCUACGGUUUGCCCUAAUGAUCACGACCCAGGGUUGUGUUCAGUCGGGAGAAAACGUCUUGAAGCCAAGUGAAUCAGGGAGGGAGGGACUUGUAAGGAGAACAUAGAACAGGACCCUGUAAGGAAACAAAAAGCAUCAGUCGCUGGACCAAGAUACUAAGUCAAAUCAAUCAUCUUGGAGGAGUUGAGGGAUUUGUCUUGAGAUCAGAGAAGAAUGAAUCACCCUGGUUGAAUUGAUGAUGAUGAUAUUUGACCUACAAUCAAGAAAAAGCCCUUUAGACCCUUUUCCCUAAUGAUGAUCUGGGGCAGGUGUCCAAGUGUUUCGUUCUCUUGGAAUGGUUUUAUGGGUAUUGGAACUGAGCAAUGUCUUUAUUUUAUCCCUUAAAUGAGUUUUAAUGAGCGGGCAAUUAUGUGGAUAUUGAAUUAAUAAACACACUGGAACUUGAGUAUAUUCCAAAAGUCUUGUACAAUGUUUAUUUUUAACCAUUUACUUUGCUCUAUUACUUCAUCCACACCAGGGCUCGCAACUGUUGAUUUGAUAUACAUUUAGGUCACUGCAUUAUGUAGCUGGAUUGACAUUUUAGUUCUGUUUCAAACCUUAGUUCUGUUUCAAACCUUAGUUCUGUUUCAAAAGUGUCUUAACUCAUAAAGCCUGCUUCUUACCAUUUCUAUUUUCUAUUUUUUGCCAAAACCAUUCUUGUCUGCCCCAACAGGAUUUACAUGAAGUAAAAUGAAUGUUCCUACCUCAAACAGGGGGAAAAUAAAUGGAUCAUAUUUCCACA
Molecule: messenger RNA, 1634 nt
Organism: Oncorhynchus kisutch (coho salmon)
Lineage: Eukaryota; Metazoa; Chordata; Actinopteri; Salmoniformes; Salmonidae
Product: glutathione S-transferase C-terminal domain-containing protein-like
Exons: 7
Cellular component (GO): cytoplasm
Source: RefSeq, a predicted model, not a curated record